AUGUUCAACUGGCGUCUUAAACUGAUCCUCUUGCUGGCCCAGGCACUGAGCGGUCAGGCGGGCUACAUUGGCGGCGAGCUGGCAGCUGGCGUCCAUUCGGCUGGACUGCUGGGCAGCUAUGCGGGUGCCUUGAGCGGCGGCGAGGCAUUGGCCAAGCUGGAUCUGGGCGCCAGUAGUGUCCAUGCGGAUCAUGAGCAGCUGGGCGCCCUGGGUGAGCACUUGAGUGAGCACAGUUUUCCGGCGGACUAUGGCAGCAGCGAUGCGGGCGUCGAAUAUGCCGAGGCUAGCGAACAUCAUGAACACCACUACGAGCCGGAACCGGAGCUGGAGCUGGACCUGGAGCAACAUCAUGACGAGCAGCCGGUGCCCGGCAUUGAUCACGGCAAGGGCGCCUUCAGCUACAGUACGCUCUACGAGUUCAAGGAUAGGCAGGAGCACGAGCAACACCAGCUGGAACACCAGCUAGAGGAGCAGCACAUCGAGCAGCAGCUCGAGCUGGAACAUCAGCAGCAUGUGCUCGAGCACCAGCUCGAUUCGCACUAA
Drosophila novamexicana is the source of this 543-nucleotide messenger RNA. RefSeq lists its product as uncharacterized. The record is from RefSeq and is a predicted model, not a curated record. Lineage: Eukaryota; Metazoa; Arthropoda; Insecta; Diptera; Drosophilidae. The transcript has a single exon. The coding region runs from base 1 to 543 and encodes 180 amino acids.